AUCAGGAUGUGGAGGUCCUGUGUGUCAUAGGAAGCUGUUGCAGAGCGACAUACAUAACGGCCGUCACACAGGAAGCAUCUUCACAGCUGCACAAACACUGCAUUCUGCAGACAUCAUCCUCAUCACUGAGAAACUGGAACCUUCCAUAUAUAUAUAUUAAAAAAAAAAAAAGAAAACGCACGUGGGAGCAUUAAAGCGCCAAAACAAGAUUUGGAAUCAAGAUCUGACAACUUGUGUCGACGUCUUGGACAUAUAUUUAAUAUUCUCUGCAGGAGUUGAAAUCAACAAGAAGCUCCAAAAAGAAAAAAACGCACGUGGGAGCAUUAAAGCGCCAAAACAAGAUUUGGAAUCAAGAUCUGACAACUUGUGUCGACGUCUUGGACAUAUAUUUAAUAUUCUCUGCAGGAGUUGAAAUCAACAAGAAGCUCCAAAAAGAAUGGGGAACUGCCCCACCAGCUCUCACACAAAACUGACAACCUUAGAAAAUCCACCUGAAGCUGCAAUGCCACCGUGCGAGGAGAGCAUGGUUGUAUCCCUCCAAAACUACCCAUCUUUUGGUCGCACAGAAUUCACUGUGUGCUUUGGAGAAAAACUUACCAUUGUAUCAGACGAUGGUGAUUUCCUGAUGGUGAAAUCUGCUACCACAGGCCGUGAGAGUUACAUUCCUUCCAACUACACUGCCACGGUGACAGACAGGUGGCUGUUCACUGGCAUAAAGAGGAACAAAGCAGUGGAGCUGCUCAUGCUGCCUGACAACCAAACUGGAGCUUUUCUGGUCAGAGAGUCAGAGUCAGACACAGAUUGUUACUCGCUGUCUGUCCUGAAAAGAGCCAGCUCGUCCUGUCUCGGCUGUGUGAAACACUACCGCAUCUCUCGCCUUCAGAAUGGUUGGCUGUACAUAUCUCCCAGACUCACCUUCCCGUCCCUGCACCACCUGGUGGAACACUAUUCAGAGUCUUCAGACGGACUGUGCUGUCAGUUGGGACACCCCUGCUUCAUCCAGGGUUCAGACAAUGCUUCAGCCAGACCAUUACCCACAGCCAUCAGGAGGCCCACCAUCAACUGGAAGGACAUUAGCAGGUCGAUGAUCUUCAGGAGGAAGCGAACGGAGUCAGACAACUCUUUGGUGAGCGAGGGCCUGAGGGAGGCCAUCAGCUCCUACCUCUACAUGACCGAAGGAGACGAUCAAAGCUGGGACAGCUGAGUGUGUGUGUGUGUAUGUGUGUGUGUGUGUGUGUGUGGGGGGGGGGGGGGCGGGGCGGUUAACAGAAGCUGUCCAGCUUGCAGUUUGGCCCAAUGUUAUGGUGUCUCCCACACACUCUCCAUGUAGCAGAGAGAUGGACGCUGGAGCUGGAUCGAUCAGUCUGCUGACAGAAAAUGAUCACCUGCUUUGAUACCUAAUUAUUGUGUCAUUCAGCAAAGCAAGCUGACAUGUUCUCACUCAUUACAGCUCCAUAAUGUUGAUGAUUUGUUCUUUCUCUGAUUUAGUCUCUGUAAAUUGAUUUUCUGUAGUUUUUUUUUACAGAUUUAAUGAACAGAUGUUACCUUAUUCUGUGGGUAAUCAAUUUUUUUACUAUUUGAUAUUUUAUAUACUUAAGUAAUUCAUUGUCAAUGUCAUGAUGUUAUUUGAAACACUAAACUGCUGAUGUGGCA
Messenger RNA from Thalassophryne amazonica, 1653 nucleotides. Its product is annotated as src-like-adapter 2. NCBI's taxonomy places the organism in Eukaryota, Metazoa, Chordata, Actinopteri, Batrachoidiformes, Batrachoididae. The transcript is spliced from 9 exons. Gene Ontology annotation, molecular function: protein binding. The record is from RefSeq and is a predicted model, not a curated record. Bases 437 to 1204 code for a protein of 255 amino acids.